UAUUAAACAAUUACAGAUAAAUAAGUGACUAUGAGAGAAGGACAAAGCGGUGUUUUGGGUCUCACAUUUUACCAGUUUAAAUCCGUUACUUACGGGCGAUUCAAUUCCGGCACCGGCGAAUAUUCCGCUGUUUUAGCAUAUUCCGGCGAAUAAAGUAACUAUGAGUGUAUUUGGAGGAGAUAGUUGGGCAAGAGAAGCACAAUAUCGGAAGAGAAGACUCGAUGAAUUGAUGGUUGAUAACAUCCAUUCCUCUGUUUAUAAGAAGCUCUCUAGCAGCAAAUUCGCUUGCCUCAUUUGCGCUCAUCGUCCGGUCCUCGAUACCCCUCUCAUGCUCUCUGUACAUGUGAAAGGUUCGUGCCAUCGGGCAGCAGAGUCAAGGCUUAGAGAAGGAGAAUUAGGGAGGCAAGAUGAAAUAAACAAAAGAAUAGCCUUGUCAGAAUGUGGUACUGCCACCUCGAGCACCUUGACAUCCAGCCAGUUACGUAAAUCAGCAAGCAAACCAUUGAUCGAGUGCACAAGGAAAGCUGCUUCUGACAUACUUCAUCAAACUUUGGCACGAAGUACUGCUUCUCAAGUGGAUGAGAUCAAAUGUAACAAGGGUGAUACUACAAGUGGUCUAGCUAAUAAAAGAUAUAGUCAAUGUGUUCAGGUAGGAGUCGCAACAAAUCAAACUCUCAUGCCUCAAGCAUACAACCGGGAUCUUCGAGAGAGGGAGCUUAAGUUCACCUCUGCUGGCUGGAAGCGUGAUGGCCAUGGGAGGUGGUUUAGGGAUGAAAAUGUAGAGUUUGACUCGGAUGAAGAAGAUCCUAAUCUCUGUCUUCCAUGACUAUUGGUUGAAAACAAGGAGUUGAAUACUAGUUCCAUUCAAGUAAUAACCAGACGUAUUCCAAUGUCUGACGGUCCAAGUAAUUCAUGGUUAUGAUGCCUGCGCACGCUACAAGUUACAGUGUAAAAGUUGGAUGAGUUUUCAAUUUAGCUGGUCCGCGUUUCUGAAUAUGAUGCUUCGGUUUCUGUUGGAUAUGGAUGGUAAACAUGUUGCUUUGUAUGAGAUAGGUUUGAGCACUUGAGCUGGAAUGCUUUGCUCUGAUCUGCUGGAUACUGGUCGAGCAGCUGAGGUGACUAUUUCUUCUACUUCGUCCCUUUAAAUCCUCAAUUUGUGAUAGCCACAAACCUAGCAGGGUGAAGCCAUUGGGAAGUGAAUUACAUGGCCUUCAGUUUUAGCAUCUACUCCGUCUUUCCUCAGUCUAGGUGUAAAAUAAUCGGGGCUCACAGUAUAGUGGUAUUGCUGAAAGUCUCUGGCACAAUAGGUGUGAGCGAUUCCGCUUCCCUCCUGUCCAUUCUCUGAUCCUGAUUUUCUCAUGCGUUAGUUGAAGAUUACUGAGGCCAUCUUUGACAAAAUCCUACUUGUGAAAAGCAGCAAGAAAUGUACAAGCUAAACAUUUAUGUUAAUGCAAAACAAAGAAAUACAGGCAGUUAAUUUUCAAGUACUUUUUUAAAACUUCAAUCAAAUAUUUUCCGAAGGUUUAGAAGUCCCUCUUUUUCUUUCGUGGCCGACCUAAAAUCAGUUGCCCUUGAAAAAACUAUACUUGCACGGAGUCUUCACCGGGUACACCAAAUUCCAUAAGAAAAAUAAAAGGAUCAAAUAACGUGGUCUUUGAUACCUGCAUAGUGUUUUUCUUUUGUUAUAUUAUUUUUACGUGGUCUUAUUUACGCUAGAUAAGAAAUAAGGAUCAAAUUAUAAAUAAAUGUUGAUUUGCAAAUUGCAAAUAAUGUUUAAAGUGAAAGUUGAAGUGAUAAUAUUGUAUCUAUGGAUAAAUGGCUAUUGUGACAGAGAUGACAGUCGUACUUCCAUAAACUCUUGAACGAAGAGGGGGACGGAGAUAGUCGGGAGAUUUGGAGCACUCUGCGGGGUGUCGCGAUUUUGGGUAUUGGACGAGUCUAAAGGUUGAGGAGGUUAAGGCUGUCAUUCGCAGGAUGCGCAGGGAAGAGCGAUCGGGCCUGACAAGAUCCCGAUGAAAUUUUGGAAGAGCGCAGACAAGUGUGGAGUGGUGACAGAGUUGUUUAAAGUCAUUUUUAAGACGGGGAAAAUGCCUGAAGAAUGGAGCUGGAGUAUAAUGGUUCUUUUGUACAAGAACAAGAGUGACAUUCAGAGUAACAACUAUAGGUGUAUAAAACUGCUAAGCCACAAAAUCAAAGUUUGGAAGAGGGUGGUGGAGAUGAGGGUGCAGAGAGGCCUAUGUAUUUUUUGGAAUCAGUUCAGUUUCAUGCUGGGGCGUUUGACUACCGAAGUCAUUCAUCUUUUAAGGAAACUGGUAGAGCAGUAUAGGGAGAGGAAGAAGUAUGUUCAUAUGAUAUUCAUCGACCCAGAAAAGACAUAAGAUAAAGUCUCAAGGGAGGUACUAUGGAGAUGCUUAGAGGCUAGAGGUUUACUUGUGGCUACAAUAGGGCGAUCAAGGACACGUAUGAUGGAGCCAAGAUCAGGGUAAAGACUGUGGGAGGAGACUCAGAGAACUUCUCAGUGGGGCUGCAUCAGGGAUUAGCUCUAAGCUCGUUUUUAUUUGUCUUGGUGAUGGAUGGAUUGACGCAGAAAAUCCAAGGUGAGGUGACAUGGUGCAUGUUAUUCGUGGAUGACAUAGUUCUGAUUGACGAGACUCGUAUCAGAGUUAACGCUAAGAUGGAGGUUUGACGACAAACCCCAGAGUCUAAAGGGUUCAAGUUGAGUAGGAUCAAGACAGAAUACUUAGAGUGCAAGCUCAGCGACGCAUUACAUGAGGCUGGCGCGAUAGUGAGGUUUUGUAUUAAUGUCAUUCAAAAGAAAGGAAGUUUCAAGUAUCUUGGAUCUAUCAUCUAUGAAAAUGGAGAGAUUGAUGAUGAUGUUACACAUCGUAUUGGGGGAGGGUAGAUGAAAUGGAUGCUCGCAUUCGGAGUCUUCUGUGACAAGAAGCUGCCAUCAAAACUUAAAGGUACGGGCUAUAGAGUGGUGUGGUUCGACCAACUAUGUUGUAUGAGGCGGAGUAUUGGCCAGUCAAGAACUCUCACGUUCAGAAGAUAAAAGUUGCGUAAAUGGGGAUGUUGCGAUGGAUGUGUGGGCAUACUAGGUAUAUAGGGUUAGAAAUGAAGAUAUCCAGGACAAGGUGGGAGUGGCUUCAGCGGAUGAUACAUGUGUAGAGGAGAUGCACGGAUGCCCUAGUGCGGAGGUGUGAGAGGUUGACUAUGGAUGGUUUCACGAGAGGUAUUAGACAGGAUAUGACACACAUCCAACUUACCGAGGAUAUGACCUUAGACAAGGAUUAGGGUAGAAGAGUAGUGGGUAGUUGUGCAUUGUCUACUUAUUUGUUAAUACUAGUAGUCGUAGUAUUACUCUUAUAGUUUCUUGUCCUUAGAUUUCUGUUACUUUUUGUUGUUUCUUGUACUUCUAUUAUCGUAUUAGUUUGUGGUAAUUACUGUUGCUUUUUUCA
Molecule: messenger RNA, 3458 nt
Organism: Lycium barbarum (goji berry)
Lineage: Eukaryota; Viridiplantae; Streptophyta; Magnoliopsida; Solanales; Solanaceae
Exons: 4
Coding region: 161-826 (221 amino acids)
Biological process (GO): RNA splicing
Cellular component (GO): nucleus
Source: RefSeq, a predicted model, not a curated record